Messenger RNA from Rangifer tarandus platyrhynchus (Svalbard reindeer), 1899 nucleotides. The record is from the annotation of a GenBank genome assembly. Lineage: Eukaryota; Metazoa; Chordata; Mammalia; Artiodactyla; Cervidae.
AUGCUCGUAAGGAAGCGGCGCAGACACGGACCCUGCCGGCGGCAGGCGCUGCUCGCCCUCCUGGUGCUGGGGUGCGUGCUGCUGAUGCUGGGGGCCCUGCACCCGCCCCCGCACGCCCUGCCCCGGGCGCCCCCAGUCCCCCAGGCGGCCGUGCGCAGCUCCCAGGCCGCCUACCGCCUGGACUUUGGGGACCCCCAGGAGUGGCUGCUGGAGUCCGAGGAGGAGGACCAGGAGUACGGCCCCCUGCCGCCCCUCGUCUCCCUGCGGGAGGACCAGCUCCUGGUGGCCGUGGGCUCGCUCAGGGCCGGAAGGAACCGGAGCCGGGGCGGGCGAGGCGGCGGCUACCGGCUUAUCCAGCGGCCGCACAAGCAGCAGGACGCGGCGGCCCCGGAGAGGGACUGGGCGGCCGAGGAGGAGGAUGAGGAGGACGAGGAGGCGUCCGAAGAGGGGGAGCGGACCGCGCUCAGCCCGGAGGAGGCGCCCAGUGCCCGCAGCCCCGCGCACAGGGGGGGCUCGCGGCAUCCGCUGUGCCUGCAGCAGCCGCCGCCCACGGACAGCCUGCCCACCGCCAGCGUCAUCCUCUGCUUCCACGACGAGGCCUGGUCCACCCUCCUGAGGACCGUGCACAGCAUCCUGGACACGGCGCCCAGGGCCUUCCUGAAGGAGAUCGUCCUGGUGGACGACCUCAGCCAGCAAGGACAACUCAGGAUGGCUCUCAGCGAGCACGUGGCCCGGUUGGAGGGGGUGAAAUUACUCAGGAGCAACAGGAGACUGGGCGCCAGCAGGGCCCGGAUGCUGGGGGCCGCCAGGGCCACUGGGGACGUGCUGGUCUUCAUGGACGCCCACUGCGAGUGCCAGCCGGGCUGGCUGGAGCCCCUCCUGGCCAGAAUAGCUGGUGACAGGAGCAGGGUGGUGUCUCCUGUCCUAGACGUGAUUGACUGGAAGACCUUCCAGUAUUACCCCUCCGAGGACCAGCAGCGAGGAGUGUUGGACUGGAAGCUGGAUUUCCACUGGGAGCCUUUGCCGGAGCGCGAGAGGAGGGCCCUUGCCUCCCCUGUCAGUCCCAUCAGGAGCCCCGUGGUACCUGGCGGGGUGGUGGCCAUGGACCGACAUUACUUCCAAAACACCGGAGCGUAUGACCCUCUCCUGUCACUGCAGGGAGGUGAAAACCUCGAGCUGUCUCUCAAGACCUGGCUCUGUGGGGGCUCCGUGGAAAUCCUGCCCUGCUCCCGCGUGGGGCACCUCUACCGAAAUGAAGAUGCCCACUCCCAGCAUGAGCGGGAGGCCACCCUGCAGAACAAGGUCCGCAUCGCUGAGACCUGGCUGGGCUCCUUCAAAGAAACCUUCUACAGGCACAGUCCAGAGGCCUUGUCCCUGAGCAAGGCUGGGAAGCCGGACUGCGUGGAGCGUCAGCAGCUGCAGAGGAGGCUGGGCUGCCGGACCUUCCACUGGUUUCUGGCCAACGUCUACCCCGAGCUGUACCCACUGGAACGCAGGCCCAGGUUCUCCGGAAAGCUCCACAACACCGGACUGGGCUUCUGCGCCGACUGCGCGGUGGAAGGGGCCGCCCCGGGCUGCGCCGUGGUGCUGGCCCCUUGCAGCGACGCCCAGCAGCGGCAGCGCCUGGAGCACGCGGGCCGGCGCGCCAUCCGCUCCGGCGGCCCACGGCACCUGUGCUUUGACGUCAGGGGGGAGCAGGUGAUUCUCCAGAACUGCACCGAGGGGGCCCAGCAGCACUGGGACCAUCAGGAGAAUGGAAUGAUUGUUCACAUUCUCUCUGGGAAAUGCAUGGAAGCUGUGGUGCAGGAAAACAAUAAAGAUCUGUACUUGCGUGAGUGUGAUGGAAAAGCCAGCCAGCUGUGGCGAUUUGACAACAUCAGCACCGUGGAUGAACGGUGA